CUGCAGUCGCGGACUCGCGGUUGUCUAAUUUCCCAGCAGGCAUGUACGUACGUCGUCUGCGGUCUAUUCGGCUGCUAGCGCACGAGGCAGCAACGCUUUCUACUUCUUCCCGCGAACGAUGUGACUCUGCCGCUCAAACUUCUUUCUCUCACACGCGCAUCUUCCUCUGCUCUUCCCCACUAUGUCGCUCAGUCGGAUCGAGGAAAAAUGGAGUGCAUCCAGCAUCCAGUCGACUUUGCAGCUGAUCGUGCCGUCGCAGACUGUGGGGGGCACCUACUACACCCCUGCUUGUGGCCUGGGCUGGCGAUUUCACUGCUCCGUUCAGGCGGUAGAGUUUGGCAUCCCUCCACUGGCGAGCGAUGUUCCCGACCGACAAAUGCCCUGGCGUCGCGUCACGAUAUUUUUUGAGCCCUUUUUUCUCCAAUCAGCGACAUUCGGGCGUUUGUCAAUCACAGCAACCUCUGACAAGUUAUCGUCUCCGCUCACGGACCAAGGCACCAAUAACGGGGGAGUCAACGUCAUGGAUCUUCCCUCCGGUAGCAACCUGAUGAUAGGAAACUACAUGCUCGAGGAUGAAGACUAUCCCCCCUUGUCCAUUGUAGUCAACGUCGAACUUCCAUCCGCUGCGGCACUGGAGCUUCCCAGCUCAGGGAAUGCAUCCGGCAACUCGGCGCUCAGUGCGCUGAUCCGCGGCGAGGAGCAAAUCGACUUCAUGCUCCUCGCCUACUCCCGCGUUCAAUCUGAGAACGACGAGCGAGUCGCUACCGGCAUACACCCGCUCUUCGCGAAGCUGUCCGUGCUCAAAGGGUGCUCGGAGAGACUCGACGACUAUUUGGACGCCUGCUCGUCGUCCUCCGCGUUCUCCGAGUCGCAGAAAGUGGAUCUGGAUCUAUUCGAGCCGUCUGCAAAGGACGAGCAGUUCUCGGACUACGACUAUAUGUCUGACAGUGACCUGGACGAUGAUGGCGCCGUUUUAGUUCCCACUCCCGUCAUGAUCGAAAGCACGACUUCAGGGUCAGCCUCAGCUGCGGAGCUUCAACGGGAGACAACCUUGCCAUCUGCUGACCGAAGCUCGGACGAUGCCGUCGCGACCACGGUGCCAGCCUGCAAACGCGAACGUAAGUUGGCGACCUCCUCUCGCGGCCGAAUGGGUCAUGUGCUCGUGGAUAAAAGUCAUGCAUCUCUCACUUGGAACGCGCUGUUCUAUUACCUAUACACGGGAGACAUCUCGUUUCGCCGACUCGGAGAGAAAAUUGGGACGGACUCAGACAUUCCCCGCUGCUCGGCAAAGUCCAUGUACAAGCUUGCGGACAAGUUCGAUUUAGCCGAUUUGAAGACCCGGUCUAUGAACUUCAUAAAAGGCCAGCUGUCACCCGAAAACAUCGUUCACGAGGCGUUCUCCACUUUUACAUCGCUAUUUGAGGAGAUCCAAGCGAUUGAGGUACAGUAUUUGAUGACUCAGCUGAAGAAACCUGGGGUCAGCGAGCGAAUGGCCGACAUGAUAGAUAUGGUCAAUAACGGCGAACGCAGAGGGACAGUCUUGAAGCUGUUCAUUGAGGAGAUAAAGAAGAAACUGUAGAGUCAUUCACCGAGGCUAUCCUUGAAAUGUUUUAAUUUGAAACUAAAAAUUGGCUUUGUGGGUUGCACCCGA
Mycena citricolor is the source of this 1651-nucleotide messenger RNA. Lineage: Eukaryota; Fungi; Basidiomycota; Agaricomycetes; Agaricales; Mycenaceae. The record is from the annotation of a GenBank genome assembly.